Molecule: messenger RNA, 1203 nt
Organism: Ostrea edulis (European flat oyster)
Lineage: Eukaryota; Metazoa; Mollusca; Bivalvia; Ostreida; Ostreidae
Exons: 5
Coding region: 206-1060 (284 amino acids)
Source: RefSeq, a predicted model, not a curated record
AUUACGAGCAAAUUUUAUUUUUUCUGGAUACUUAUCGGAUUUUCCACAUGUAUACAUAUUUCCCUGUGUGAAAUAUAGCACACAUAAAUCACUUCCUUGAGAGUUCGAAAUGUUCCAAGAGGGUUUUCGAAAAUAAAACUAUUAUAAAAAAAAAAAAGAACCUUGCAUGGUCCAGUUUAGAAAGCAAUAAAAUUCCAAUAUAGAAAUGUUGGAUUUGGAGAAAUAUUUCGUGUGUAAAUCAUUAUUGGUGAUUUAUGCUUAUUUUUGUAUCCUGGGAUUAUUUGCACAUAACUGCUCAACAGUGAAGUUGAAGGGAAAGUGUACCUGGUCUGCGUGGACAGAUUGCACGAGUUAUGGGGAUAUACAGCAUCGCGCCAGGGUCUGUGGCGCCUCCAACUCGGAAAUAGAGGGGCGACAUUGCAACAUUUCAGACUGCAGAGAGUCCAGCGGAGAAUUAUGUAGUCCAAGUACUGCGAGUACUCUCCAGAGUUCAUCGGGAAUAACACAAGAGGUUAUCAACACUACCGAAGUCUCAGCCGGAAAAGUGGACGGGACUUCUUCAUCUACUACACAAUACACAUCGUCUGCUCCAAAUGCCACAAAUGUACACGAUUACACGGUGGAAAAUUCCAAUAGCACAAGCGUUACUGAAAACGCUGGAAGUUCCUUGUCAACAGGUGUUUCAAUAUACUCUACUUCCAAAUCACUUAAAGAAACUGGACGGGAAGAGAAAAAUAAUGAUUUCAGAUACAUCUGUGAAGUAAGCCUAGCCGUCGUCACGCUCCUCCUGAUCCUCGUGUCUGCUGGCUAUUUGUACGAAAGGAAAAAGAGACUUCAAUACCAGAGCGAAUGUUCCUAUACCUUUUCCUUACCAACCAACACUGAACUAAACUAUACGAGAGAAGCCAAUAGACGUUACAACACAGUGGCGGAUAUUACAAGUCUUGUUGAUUCAAGGGCAGAGAGACUCUCGUCCUGUGUAUAUCACGAUAUCACCGACUUAACAUCCCUAGCCAACAUGGUUUCAUCACGUUCAACAUAUCAACAAAUUCCAUUCUGAGAUGUCAGCACUGAAAAUGAGUCAUUUACAUGAAAAUAUACCGACACGCAAAAGAAACGCAGCAGGCAUCGAUAAUGCUUGUGUUAUUUCAUUCAAAUAUAUCGUUUGAUUUUUACAACUAAUAAAGUUACAUACAAUAUCAA